AUGGUGAUAAUCGCUCUGAUAGAUAGGAAGAGGCGUGAAGAAGAAGAAGCCGCAAGGCGAGCCGCCAAAGCGGCUAGAACAGAUUCCGAGGCGAUUCCUCAGACCGAUCUGCCGAGCCGUGAAGGUGACGACACGGUUCGGGUCGCAGAGGCAAACGAUGCCGAGGUGGCCGAGAAAGAAGCAGCGCCCGAGCUGGAACCGAGCAAAGUUAUCCCCGAGGCAUCUAAGGACGACUCGGAGGCACGGAACAAGGGCAAAGGCAUCGCCGCUCAAAAAGACGAGCCGUCGAAAAAGAAGCGCAAGCUGACAUCCGGGGAUCCUGCUGCGCGCAAACUGGUCGUUGACGACCCCGAUGCCUCGGCAGUGAUGUUCGCGCGUGUUAAUAACGCGAACACGCGUCUUCCUCCUCCGGAGAAGCUGAGGAGGCCGAGGUCGUACGGCGCGAUGGCGCAGCGCGUUGUUGCGGCCAUUAACGAGCUAAUGACUGAGUACGAGACGGACCUGUCUAAGGCCGAACGUCACUUGGACGAGGCCCGAAAUGAGACCGCAGCGUCAAAGGUGAAGCUGGAAGAGGCUCAGAACGAAGCCGCGACGGCAAAGGGGAAACUAGGCGAGGCGAUGGCCAGGGCAUCCAGGCUGGAAGAGGAGAAGAUUGUUCUGAGCGCCAAUGUUGACAAGGUCUCCGCCUCGGUCAUUCGCCUCGAGUAG
This is a messenger RNA of Eutrema salsugineum, 708 nucleotides long. RefSeq lists its product as uncharacterized. The coding region runs from base 1 to 708 and encodes 235 amino acids. Lineage: Eukaryota; Viridiplantae; Streptophyta; Magnoliopsida; Brassicales; Brassicaceae. The transcript has 3 exons. The record is from RefSeq and is a predicted model, not a curated record.